CCCUACGGGAGCCGGGGUGGGCCAGAAAGCGUUCCGGUUUGGCGCUGCCGGGGCUGGAGGGAAUGAAUGGACGCUGAGGUGGGGCGCACCCGCUCCGGGGACCGGCCUUAGGCGAGUGAGCCGCCGCAGCAUGGAGGACGACGCGCCGGUGAUCUACGGCCUGGAGUUCCAGGCACGUGCUCUCACACCUCAAACGGCAGAAACAGAUGCCAUUCGGUUUCUGGUUGGGACGCAGUCUCUAAAAUAUGAUAAUCAGAUCCACAUCAUAGACUUUGAUGAUGAGAAUAACAUUAUAAAUAAAAAUGUGCUCCUCCAUCAAGCGGGUGAGAUCUGGCACAUUAGUGCCAGCCCUGCAGACAAGGGAGUGCUGGCCACCUGCUACAACAAGACUGCAGAUGGCAAAGUCGUGACGUGCGCCGCGGUGUGGAGGAUGCCAGCGGAGCUGGAGCCCGGCGGCCACGAGUCCCCGGAGGAUGCAGCGAGCCCUGCACACGCCCUGGAGUUGCUCUGUCACCUGGGCCCUGCGGCCCACGGCAGCACAGCCUGUGUCGCGUGGGAGCCCGCGGGAGACGGGAAGAGAGUCAUCUCGUUGGCUGACAACCACAUCCUGCUGUGGGAUUUGCAGGAAAGCUCCAGCCAGGCUGUGCUGGCCAGUUCGGCGUCCCUGGAAGGGAAGGGACAGCUGAAGUUCACCACGGGGCGGUGGAGCCCGCAUCACAACUGCACCCAGGUGGCCACGGCGAACGACACGGCUGUCCGAGGGUGGGACACGCGGACCAUGAGCCAAAUCUACUGCAUUGAGAGUGCACACGGUCAGCUGGUGCGGGACCUGGACUUCAACCCCAACAAGCAGUACUACCUGGCCAGCUGCGGGGAUGACUGCAGGGUGAAGUUCUGGGACACCCGCAACGUCACCGAGCCCGUCAAGACGCUGGAGGAGCACUCCCACUGGGUGUGGGGCGUCCGAUACAACCACUCGCACGACCAGCUCGUCCUCACGGGCAGCAGUGACAGCAGGGUCAUCCUUUCCAACAUGGUGUCCAUCUCCUCCGAGCCCUUCGGCCACCUGGUGGAUGACGACGACCUGAGCGAGCAAGAGGAGAGGUGUCAAGGCGAGGACCUCGGGCCCAGACCUGGCCCGGCCCCCCGCACUGCUUCCCCCGAGACGCUGGGCGCCGUGCGGGAAACCUCGCUGACUGUUCCCACGGCUUCACCAUGUUGGCUGAGAGCCAGGAGCCUCCCCAGGACAGCGUCAUUGCCACCUAUGAGGAGCACGAGGACAGCGUGUACGCCGUGGACUGGUCCUCAGCCGACCCCUGGCUCUUUGCCUCCCUGAGCUAUGACGGGAGGCUGGUCAUCAACAGGGUGCCCCGGGCGCUGAAGUACCACAUACUGCUCUGACCCGCCAGGCCGUCCUUGGGCAGCUUCCCAGCCGCAGGCAGCCGUGUGGCGGGUGUUGGCUUUCCAGGCGGAGCCCCGUCUGGGAGAGCCAGCAUCACUCUGCUCUGAUGCGAGCACCUGUGAAUAGUGACGGAGCAUCUGCCAGCCGACCACUGGCACCUGAAGCCUCCACUUGAUGGAAGCGGAAACACCGUCCCCAGACCGAGCUGGGGCUCCGCGGGCUGGCCUCUGCCUGGUCACUGCCUACUUCCUCUUCUUGCUUUUAAGGCUGUCGGGAGUCUCACUGUAAUUUGCUUCCAUAAUGUUGACUCAUCUUUCUCUCAAGAUUAAAAAUGAAAUAAAAGGAGCAGGGCCAUGCUG
Molecule: messenger RNA, 1761 nt
Organism: Aethalodelphis obliquidens (Pacific white-sided dolphin)
Lineage: Eukaryota; Metazoa; Chordata; Mammalia; Artiodactyla; Delphinidae
Gene: EIPR1
Product: EARP complex and GARP complex interacting protein 1
Exons: 10
Coding region: 131-1336 (401 amino acids)
Biological process (GO): protein ubiquitination
Molecular function (GO): protein binding
Source: RefSeq, a predicted model, not a curated record